AUGGCCGGAGUUGCGGCUCCAGGUCCUUCAGACUCAAAUCAGACUAACGCACCCACGCCAGGGUCUUCAUCCAUUGGUGCAGAGCCAGCAGGCGAUGCGGUCGUCCAAUCCAGCCAGAGCGGGGAGGCAGGUUCGGGGAGCGGCAAUGCGCAGCAAUCCCAGCAGCCAUCGCAGCAGCAGCAGCAGCAGCAGCAACCACAGCAGCCACACCCGGGCAUUUCGCAAACGCCAGAUCAGCUGCACCUGCAACAGCAGCAGCACCAGCAGCAGCAGCAGCACGUUCAGAUGGUUCCAGGAUCAGACCCUAACGGGAACGUGUUUUAUGCGGCGGGGAACGGAUUCGUUCCGCACUACUUUUAUGAUUAUUCCGCAGAUCCUGGAAGGUUCUCCCACGAGCAGUGGGAGGAAUACAUGCGCAUGGCCAAUAGCGGUGCUCCCGGAGGGGGCCCCCCUCUCGUCGGUCUCAUGCCUGAAGGCAUAGAAGGCCACCCUCCCCAGAUGUACGCGCCACACCACUUCCAGUUCCAGCCGCCCGUCUUCCCGCCGCCUGUUCCUCCCCCUCCUGCUGAUCCAUCGAAGCUCGCGGCGCUGCCCGAUCAGCUGACUCAGUCCGCCAGCUCGUCCGCGCCCGCACCCGCGGACGGCAUGGCGGGUCCCAUGCCGCUCCUUCCAGGCCAGCCCCUGCCCGCGGGGAUCGCCCCGCCGCCGCAUCUUGCGCACAUGCAGAUGCACGGCGUUCCCCCCAACGGCGUCAUGCCACCUCAAGGCGUCCCGCUCCCCGGCGGACCGCCGCCCCCCGGAGGCCCAGGCGCCGCACCGGGGGCGCCAAUCCCCAUGCGCGGUCCCCCUGGCGCGCACCUCGGAAACAUGCCCGCGGGCAUGCACGGCCGCGGCGGAAUGGGCCCCGGGGGAGUUGGCGGGCGUGGAAGGGGGGAUGGGGGCCGGGGAGGACGGGGCUGGGGCGGAGGCCCCGGUGGGUAUGACAAGGGGAGAGGCGGCAGGGGAGCGAGAGGUGCCAGGGGAGGGUAUGGCGGGUAUCCGGGGGGGAUGAUGAUGAUGGGCGCACCUGGUGGGGGGCGUGGGAUGCAAGGUAACGGGAUGCAUGAGGCGGUGAACGAGCAGAACCGCGGGCCUAGGACCAACCGGGCGGGGCGGGGGAAGCAGCCGCAGCAGGCCAUGGGGGCAGCAGGUGCGGCGGGUGCACCUGCUGACGGCAGUGCGCAGGCAGGAGCUGCUGCAGCGGCAGGAGCAGCAGGGGCACAGGGUGGGGUAGCAGGCAAUGCCGCUGCGCUCCCUGCCCUCGCUGGCACGCCCGGGUUCCUCGCGUUUCCUGGUAUGCCCGGCGGUCCCGCGCCUGGAUCGUAUGCCACUCCCGCCAUGGGAGGCCCCCCCGCCAAUCCUGCUGCCGCCGCCGCCGCCGCCGCUGGUGUUGCGGGCGUGGGCGCGCCGAACCCCUGGAGCCUUGUACAGGGUAUGGAGGAGAUCAAUAGGGCGGAUUUCCCGGUGACGUACCAGGCGGCGAAGUUUUUCGUGAUCAAGAGUUACAGCGAGGACGACGUGCACAAGAGUAUCAAGUACGGCGCGUGGGCGUCCACCCCCAACGGUAACAAGAGGCUCAACGCUGCGUUCCAGGAAGCUGCCGCGAAGACCGCUGCGACCGGGUCGCGAUGCCCCGUGUUCCUCUUUUUCUCGGUGAACGCGAGCGGGCAAUUCUGCGGAGUGGCGGAGAUGAUGUCUCCGGUGGACUUCCAGCGGUCGGUGUCGUUCUGGCAGCAGGACAAGUGGAACGGGCUGUUCACGGUGCGCUGGCACGUGAUCAAGGACGUGCCCAACGCGCACUUCCGCCACAUGAUCAUUGCCGCCAAUGAGAACAAGCCCGUCACCAACUCGCGCGACACCCAGGAGGUGCCGCAAGAGCAAGGGCAGCAGAUGCUGCGCAUAUUCAAGGAUUACAUGUCCCGCACCUCCAUUCUCGACGAUUUCGAUUUCUAUGACAAGAGGCAGAAGGCCAUGCAGGCUCGUAAGGAGCCUCAGAGCAGUGCACCGCAGCAACAAGCAGCAGCCGCGACUUGUGGCACAGACACUGCUGCUCAUGCGCGGAAGGAGGUGUCAGUCAAGGGGUGUGUCACAGUGGGUCAAGCUCCCGACAGGAGCGGAGCGGAAGCCUUCCCUUCCCAGCUGUCAUUUGAUGGGGUUGAUGGGGUGAGGUCAGGUUAA
Messenger RNA from Closterium sp. Yama58-4, 2217 nucleotides. The record is from the annotation of a GenBank genome assembly. NCBI's taxonomy places the organism in Eukaryota, Viridiplantae, Streptophyta, Zygnematophyceae, Desmidiales, Closteriaceae.